Messenger RNA from Apis laboriosa (Himalayan honeybee), 9191 nucleotides. RefSeq names its product attractin (gene dsd). Lineage: Eukaryota; Metazoa; Arthropoda; Insecta; Hymenoptera; Apidae. Gene Ontology annotation, cellular component: Golgi apparatus. Bases 146 to 4027 code for a protein of 1293 amino acids. Gene Ontology annotation, molecular function: protein binding. The transcript has 12 exons. The record is from RefSeq and is a predicted model, not a curated record.
CGUGAGAGCCGCGCGGUGGCGACCGCACUCUCAAGUUCGGCAGCGCGCAGCGAGUUGCAUCGAAACGCGAGCGAGAAGGUGCCCAUAUGUAUUUCGUCCGGUGCGUCGCCGUCGGCCAUUGUCUCUGACAUGGAAGCCUAUCAAAAUGGCAGAAGUCGUGCAGAUGUUUUUGUUCCUAUAUAAAUCGAAGUAUCGUCGGAAAGGGCAGUGCCGUGAGGUGGUACGAGAUCAGUGCGGUGUAAUUGCGGUGCCGUGGCCAAUACUGUGGGCGGCGCUGAUUUGUUGGGUGGUGCACGUAACUGCGGCUGCCUCCUCCUCCUCAUCGUCGCUGACGACGGAUACGACCUGCGACACGGACAGUUGCGUCAACGGAGACUGUGUCAAUGGCACUUGCGUGUGCCACGAGGGUUGGCAGGGUUCGGCGUGUCAAUUUUGCGGCGGAAAAGUCAAACUGACGGAACCGACGGGAAACAUCCACGACGGUAUCGGGAAUUACACGGCGGACGUAAAGUGUUCCUGGCUAAUCGAGAGCAGCCCAAACUCCACGAUACGGAUGCACGUGGAGCAAUUCGCAACAGAAUGCGGUUGGGAUCAUAUGUACAUUUACGACGGUGACAGCGUCGAAGCGCCGUUGCUUGCCGUCUUCUCUGGAUUGAUGCACAAAGAUGGCUACCACAUACGUCGCGUUCCGGAAGUGAUCGCGCGUUCCGGAAGCGCGCUCCUUCACUUCUAUUCGGAUGUCGCUUAUAACAUGAGCGGUUUCAAUAUUAGCUAUAAGAUUAAUGCCUGUCCCAGCAGGUAUUCGCACAUCGAUUGUUCUGGACAUGGGGUUUGCAUUGAUAGUGUAUGUACAUGUGAUGCCACAUGGACUGGUGAAGCCUGUGAAAUUCAAGUUUGUCCGAAUAACUGUUCCCAUAGUCAUGGACAGGGCGAAUGUAAUCGGGAGAGUCAUCAUUGUGAUUGUAUGCAUGGCUUCAAGGGCUCUGAUUGCAGUCAAAGAAGCGACCGUGGAUUCUGGGAAAACGUAUUCUAUACUGACUUCUCACCUGAAGGCUCGGCUAGUCAUUGCUCUAUCGUUUGGAAAGAUUCUUUAUAUAUAGUUGGUGGUGAAAGUUUUCAUCGCGCUAAAAUGAUUUACGUGUAUGAUUUCAAUGGAAAUGUCUGGGAGACCCCUCAUGUCGAAGGGAAGGUUCCUCAACCUCGAUACGCUCAUUCGUGUAUACUUUUCGGUGAUAAAAUAUUCAUGUAUGGCGGUGUACUGCCUAAUUCUACGGUAACCAAUGAAAUCUGGGCAUUUGAUGUAUCGGCGAAAGUCUGGGAGAAUGUAACCGUACACGACAAGAGCAACAAAACUAUGCGUGGUCCUUUAAAGGUAGCCGGACAUUCUGCAACCCUGGUACAAAAUCAUGGAAGAAAAGAAAAAAUGGUGGUAAUAUUCGGAUAUUCACCUCAAUAUGGUUACUUGAACGAGAUUCAAGAAUAUCAUUUGGGCACACGUGAAUGGCAAAUCGUAGACACAAUUGGAUUCCCUGUGAAAGGUGGUUACGGGCAUAGCUCCGCUUAUGAUACAUUGACAAAUCUCAUUUAUGUAUAUGGAGGAUAUGUAUCAGAAUCGCAGACCACACAGGUCUUAACUAGUCGAUUGUACUCUUAUGAUCCUAAUUCUCGUCAAUGGACAUUGCUUACGGCUGCCCCAUCAGCUCGUUUCUUUCACACAGCUGUGUUCAUUUCUGGUGGUUUGAUGAUCGUCUUUGGCGGUAAUAUGCAUAACGAUACGCAACAUUCGGAUGGAACGAGAUGUUAUUCGGCGGAUACGAUCGCAUAUGAUGUCACUUGUGAUUCCUGGCAUCAAUUUCCUAUGCCCAAAGAGAUGACCGACCUGCCCAGGUAUGGACACAGUGCGACUGUGUUUGAGAAGUCAAUGUAUAUCUAUGGGGGAUUUGAUGGACAAAUGUUGUCUGACAUGACAAGGUAUACUCCAGGAAAUUGUGAGCAUUUAACAAAUCAGAAUCAUUGUUUAAAUGCAAGGACAGGCGUGAAGUGCGUGUGGGAUAAAAGAGAAAAUCGAUGUAUUCAGAUCACCAAGAUAGCUCGACACGUGCUUCUUAACGAUGACAUGCAUGAUGGAAUUUAUAUGAGAUGUCUGGACGAUACUCCGCCUCGUGGGAUGACAUCUCACAAGGAAUUAUGCAAGCUGCUUACGGAUUGUGUGGCUUGCGUACAAACAUCAUAUAAUUGCAUAUGGUGCGGUAAGAGUUGCUCGCACGAGAUUUGCCGAGACAACGCUAAUGCACCUCCGAUCAAGGCUAUCAGCAAUCUAGAUCAAUGUGAUGCUCACACAGCCAUUAAAUGUUUGCAGUUGCAUACGUGCCAUGCGUGUUCUAGUAAUCCACACUGCAUCUGGUCUUGGUCAAAUGGACCUGAUCGAUGUAAACCAUAUUCGAAAGCUCGAGAACAAGUGACCAUUUUAAACGGAACUAUUCAAGCACAAAGAUUGUCCAUAGAUUCUUGUCGCAGUCCAUGCGUAGACUAUACUUCCUGUAAAAAUUGCACAGAAUCAGAUUGUAUUUGGUGUCAAAAUGAGAAAAAAUGUGUGGACAAAAAUGCAUAUCCUGCAAGCUUCCCUUAUGGACAAUGUCGUGAAUGGACAACGGUUGAUUCAAAAUGUCAUCCCACGGAAACAGGAAAGGAAUGGUGUACGUUUUAUUCAUCUUGUGCAGCGUGCCGAUCUGAUCCUGGAUGUGGAUGGUGUGAUGACGGUUCUGGGACAGGAAAAGGAUUGUGUUUGCCAGGUGGAGCUCGUGGUCCAAGCAGUAAAAGCUUGGACACUUGCUCAAUCGAACGAUGGUAUUUUACAAAAUGUCCUACUUGUCAAUGCAAUGGUCACAGCAAGUGUCUUUCGAAUAGCAGUAUAUGUAUUCAACCAUGUGGAAAUUUGACUUAUGGACCUCAUUGCGAUAAAUGUAUUCCUGGUUACUAUGGAAAUCCAUUAAAUGGAGCCACUUGUCAACCAUGUUUUUGUAAUAAUCAAGGCACACAAUGUACCAGUGAAACGGGUAAAUGUUUCUGUACAACGAAAGGCAUUAUUGGAGAUCAUUGUGAACGAUGUGACGUGUCUAGCCUUUAUCAUGGAGAUCCUACUAAUAAAGGAUCUUGUUUUUACGAUUUGGCUAUUGAUUAUCAAUUUACAUUCAAUUUAAGUAAAAAAGAGGACCGUCAAUACAGAGCGAUUAAUUUUAAGAAUUCUCCGCCAAAACCUGAUAUUGAUGCAGAGUUUUCCAUUACGUGUUCCGUUCUGGCUAAAAUGAACAUCACGGUGAAAAGAGCAAAUACACCGGAAAUGCCAGUCAUUCUUGGCGCAAAUUGCACGACUGCAAUGUAUAAACAUCGUUUUAUUAAAGAUGGUUAUGGUUUCGGUAGUGAGAACAAUAAUACAUUGACCACAUUCUAUGUGUAUGUGUACGACUUCCAACCGCCGGUGUGGAUUCAAAUUUCUUUUUCACAAUAUUCCAAACUCAACUUGCAGCAAUUCUUUAUAACAUUUUGCACAGAUUACAUGCCUAGGUGCUUCCUCGCUCUACUGUUGGUGGCUGCUGUUCUUUGGAAAAUCAAGCAAAAAUAUGAUAUGUAUAGAAGAAGACAGAGAUUGUUUGUAGAAAUGGAACAAAUGGCCAGUAGAGCGUUUAGCCAAGUUUUGGUAGAAAUCGAGAGGCGGGACAUCGAUAAUUCUGACUCAGAGCGAAGUGAGUCCGAAUUAGUAAAUUGCCGCAAAAAGAAAAAGGAUGCCCCUAGUCCGAUCGCAUUGGAGCCCUGUUGCGGUAACAGAGCAGCGGUCUUGUCGUUGCUAGUCAGACUGCCUACUGGUGGUGAACCGUACACUCCGGCUGGUCAGAGCGCCGGUUUAGCCGUAGCGUCUGCGUUAGUUACACUGGGUAGCCCACGGAGGCCAUCUCAGGAAUUGACGACAAAAGAACCGACAAAAACACGAAAGUCUGCCAGCCAACAUCCAGAUUCCACUUGCAUUUAGCGAUAAAGGCGUGAAAAUAGAGACACCUUAAACAUAAACUACGCCGUGGGUGACUAUGAGCCUUAGAUAUAUUUCUGUGAUCUUGCCUUAGCGAAUGGGCAGGACUGUUCAACAGUUAAACUCUUCGAACUCUAAUCGAGUGAAGUGUGUAAUACAUUAUUAUUACAAUUUUUUUUUUUCGUUUUCGUUUUCGUUCGUUCCGUGAUAAAUAUUCGUUUCGUUUCGUAAAAUCAAUCGGUAAAACUGUAAUAACAAAUUCGACUUCCCGAAGAACAUAUUUCCGAGGAGAAUUGCAUCCCAUCAUACUCAAAGGGUCAGCUAAGUGAUUUGAAUGUACAUGUUGGAUUUUCGAUGCGAAAUGGGGAUCAGCCAUUUUUCGUUCAACCAAUUUUUGGUAAGUAAAUUAGUACAUGAAUUAUUUGCGUGUGGCGGUAACACGCUUGGCUGACUUGAGAUUUUUUUAUCAUUUUAUUUUUUUCGUUUCUAUGUGACAAUGUACAGUUGUAUAUAGAUCUGUUAUGCGAUUUAUUUCUUUCGUUUAGUCAUUGCGAUCGAACGGAAUCGAGUUCGUUCCGCAAUUAUCGAAGUGUCUUCGAAAAGGGCUAUAAAAAAAAACCGAAUGUUGUUCUUUAUUCGAGAAAUGAAUUUCGCGCGUAAUAAAGUUGAUACGUGCUGCCCUCUGUACGAAUUUCAACAAAUUCGGGUGAGAGGUCGCUGAAAAUUGGCGGGUGAUUGAAAAACGAAAUAUUGGAAAAUUCGAUUUGCCAGAUGCAGUUCGAACUUAAUUUUCGUUCUUCGUUUUGUAAACUUAUGUAAAUACAUAUAUGGUUGUAUAUCCGAAGUAAAAAUCACGAUACAGAUGAACUGUACAGAUAUAAAUUCGAUUUGAAAGAAAAAGAAAGAUAGCAAAGUGAGGAAUAUAUAAUUUUUUUGUGUAUUCAUAUACAAUAAUCGAUAAAGAUUUAAUUCUAAAUUAAAGGAAAUGAAUAGGGAUAAAUUGUUGAUAUUUUGAAUAUUGCAUCAUCUUUGUAUAAUCUUCGUAUUCUAUAUAUCUACUGUGCCAAAGCAUUUUUUGAUAUUGGUAUCAAAUCAUUAAAGAAAAAAAAAUAUCAAAAUAUCAUUGGUGUAGAUACGAAUUUUUAUCAGCAAUUCAAUCUGUUGAAAAGUUUCUUAAAAAACGAUGAAACAUGAAAGUCAAUUUCUUUCAGUUAUCUCUAUUCAUUUCUAUAAGAGAAAAGUGUUCGCUAUACGAUCGAAAAAUAUCGAAGCAGAAAAAUGAAUUAUUUUCAUCUGAAGAUUUUUUUUUAAAUAUGACAUAAUAAUUUCUAUCGUGUAGCGUUCCAUGUAAUUUUAAUGUAUAAUGAACUUAGAAAAAAAAAAAAAAAAAGAAAAAAACAAAAAAACAAAAAAAGAAAAGAAGGAUGUGGACGUUGCAAUAAACUGAAAGAAUCGCGGUAAUUCUUCGGUCGACGAUACAGUUUUCGUUUUGCUACAAAGAUGGCGGUGCUGGUUGUUUCACGUACCAAGCCUAACCUCAAAAUGUCUAAAGGAGACAAGACAAACGAACGUAUAUGUUAUGUGGCUGUGGUUUAUUUUUUCAUUUAUAUUAUCGUUCAUUUAUAUUACCAAUAUAUAUAAAUUUCUUAUAUUUUUGCGUGGCCAAUAAAAGAUAGCUGCUUCCGUUCUGAAAUUUAGAAUGAUCUCAUGUUCUUACUUCCUGUUCUGAAUAUGGAGGCAGCUCUUACUAUCACGUGUUCCAUAAAGCAAAUGAAAAAUAGAAAAAAGGAGAAACCGUUUUAUAUCGUAGCAAAACAGUUUCUUAGAACUUAAAAAACCUCCAGCACUUGCAUAGCAUACGGACAGAAUAUUCGUGUAUAAGUGUCGUCUAAUUUUAAUUCCUGUAAAAAUCGAAUUUUUUUAAUGUGUAUUUUACCAUAAUGUUCAAAAUUGGAGGGCCGACUGCUUAUUAGUCCACUACUGAGAUAAGAAAUAAGACGAAAAUGCUGAUUAUAAUAUUUUAUAUUUAAUUAUCUAUUAUAGAAUAUUUUCAAUUUUUUUUGUUACCUAUUACAAUUAGCUUCCAAUGCUCAAGUUUAUUCUAUAUGAGUAGACGAUCCUCCAAUCCUGCGCAUGGUAUAAGACUCGAGUACAUUAAGAGUAUCGUUUUAGCUUAAGUUUUUGGUCACAAAGGAUGAGAGUGAUAUAAAUUUUUUUUUUAAAUCAUUGUAUAGCACGGAUCAAGUGCAAUGUAUUUUGUUUUACCAUGUAUAAUACUCAUCAAUGUUUCUUUCAUUCUCUCUACUGUACUCGGAGUCUCUUUUUGUGAGGGUGCAACCAGAUGCUAGUCAAUGCAAUUGUACGUGAUUUAAAUUGACAAAGUUACCCACCAUUCUUUAGAGUCGCUUCUAUCAUUUUGUUAAGAGAAAAAGAACUAUUUAUUCUCAUUCUUUGAUUAUGCUCUGGUUGCAUUCACUUAGAGCAUAGUGUAUAUUUUAUAUUAUUAUCGUAAAGAUAAUUUAAUUUUUUUUAUACAACUGUUUUAUUUUUGUUUGUUUUUUUUAAACGGAAUAAUAGGAGCGCGUAUUCCCUCCUCCAGUUCUUGUUUUGAAAUCAAACUUUUUAUUAUUUUUUUGUGCAAAAAUUUAUAAUUGUACAUAUACAAGUUACAAAUAAUGUUACGUUAUAUUUAAAGAAAAUAGGAUUAUAUUCGAUAUAUUGCUCAACUUUUGAGUAGAUUUCUUUUUAAAUUGCGCUUAAUAAUUUCUACUUUAUCGACUUUUUUCUUUCGUAUCUAGGGAUAUUUAGAUUUUGUGUUCAUUCGAGGGAAAAAGUAUUUAAAAUAUAAGAAAAAGAAAAUGAAACGAGAUAGAUUAUAUUUGGGACACAUUGUUAAGGAAGGACGAUGCUUAGAUCGACGAGUAUUUCUCAUUCUUGUUCUCUUCUUUUUUUUUUUUAAUCCAUGUGUAUUUAUCGAGUGUCUUGAUACUGCCAUUUAACUUCUAUGAUCUAUUUGUCUUCGAAUUCAAAAUGAUUAGGAUCCACCCAUUUAAUCGUUAAAACUCUUUGCUGCUUGAAUUCCAUUGCAUGUAUGAAGUAAUAUUAGAAAGUAGAAAUUUCGCUUAAGGAGACAGUGUCCAAAAAGUUUUGCCAGAAUUUGGUGCCAACUCCCAUUAUUAUUCCAAUCUUAUCAUUUAUUCUUCGUAACAUCUUGGCUCCUCGUUAACAUCGAGUUUCUUGGCAAAUGUUUCUGUGCUCGAAAAUUUUCUUUACCCUUAGGAAACGAUGUCAAGAUGGUUAUUAACAUUUUUUUAAUAAACGAGAUUUUUAAUUAAAGCAUUCUAAAUUAUUUGUGGUCAUGUUCGAAUUUAAUCUUCAAUAAAUAUGAUUAGAGACAGGAGAAAUUUUUUAUCAUUUUUUAUCAUUUUUUAUCUUUUUUUUAUCAUUCCUUUUUUUUGGCUUGUUCAAUAAAUAGAGCAAUUGUUGAAAAAUUGAAUUAAAAAAUAUUAUGGAGAGUAAAAUAGAUUUUUUGUUGAAAUGAAAAAAUGAAAAUUAAAUGAUUUGAAUUCAAUCUAUUUAUUUUCAUCAUAGAGAUACUUAAUUAUAAAAAUUAAGGAAUAUGUUAAUGGUGGGGGAUGAUCUUGAAAAUUUGACUGAUUUCAGCCAGGCUAUAGCUUCCAUAAAUGGAAUACUUAGUUUUCAGGCAGCAAUGGAGUUAACUAGGCCCUAAACUAAGACUAUAUCACACACCAUUGUUGUUCAUACAUUAAUUGUGUCAGGAUUAUGAAUGAUUUUAAAAUUUAUAUUGUGUUUCAUAAUGAUCCAUAGAUUUGUGAUUAAUCCAUGCUCCUGUGAAUUAUCCACAGAAUUAAUUCUUAACUAUUAUGAUUCUAAAGUAUCCCAAUAACAAAAUUAAUUCUGAAUUUAUGAGUUAUAUAUUACAAAGUUGAUUCUGAAUUAAUCAUUGUAAGAUUAGAUAAUCAUUGUAACAUUAACAUUAUAUGUUAUUUGAAAAUUAUACAAUGAUAGUUUAACAGACUAUGGAUGUUAAUGCAAUGGUAUUAGAAAUUUAAAAAUUUUAAAAAUAAAAAAAUUUAUACAAGAUAUAAUAUCAUUAAUGUAAUAUUUAUAAUAAUCUAAUAUAUGGAAUAGUUUCUUAUAUAAAUUUCAUUUUUUUAAAAAUAUAAAGUUGUAUCAAUCUACUUACAACAUUAGGGGUACUCUAACAUCUUAGCAGUUAAGAAUUAAACAUAACUUCAAUAAAGAGACAAAGAUGAAUAAACGUUGAAAGAUAAAUCAUCAAAUAGUAAUGAUUAAGAAUGAUAAAGAAUAAAGUUCAAUCAAUUUUCAGUCAUAUAAUCUAUGUAAAAUAUCAGGUUUCUUAGGUGGUUAGCAUAGUCGAUUAUAGUAUUGGAAGUAUUUAGCUUGAUUAUGGUGUUUCCCAAACGUCUUCGAAUUAUUUGUAAAUUUUAUAGAGAACACAGAGGCAUCGCUAUCAUUGACGUCUCGUGUUGAUCCUCGGCCAAAGGAAACGUGCAGUUUUAAUGUUUAAUAUUUGAAUAUCGAAUGUAAAAAUUCGAUAUUAAUUCAGGGGAAUCGUUGUAUCGAAAAUCAUUUUUGAUACGUCCAUUGUGGAAUUUUGAGAAGAUAAGAUCUGUGUCUAGGGCCUAGAUCAAGGUGGAUUUUUUUAAUCCUAAAAAUUCUAAGAUUUAUGGGAUUUUCAGGAUCUUUUACGAUCUCUAAAACUUUUAGAUUUCGAAGAUUUUUGGAUCUUUAGGAUUUUUAAAACCUAGGAUUUUUAGGAUCUUUAGGAUCUCGAUAACCUUUAGAAUCUUCAGGAUUUGGAUGAACCUUAGGAAUCUUUAUGAUUUCUAGAACCUAUAAAAUAUUAAGGAUUUUUAAGAUUUCUAGAUAUUUUAGAAUCUUUAAAGAUUUCUUAGAUUUCUAGGAAUUUUAGAAUCUCUAAGAACCAUUUAGAAUCAUAAGAAAUAUUCAGGAACUUUAAGAUUUCUAGAAUCUCAAAGAUUUCUCUAACUAAAGUAUCCCUAGAUUUUCGAUGAUCAUCAAAACUUUUAAGAUUUAACAAAAUUUCUAGGCUUUUUAAAAUUUUUAAAACAAUUAGAAUAUCAAAGAUCUCGAACAAUAAUACUUAUAGAAAUUCCAAGAU